AUGGCUUCUAGAGCGGAGCGGGCGGAAGAGGCGGUGAGGCUGCGGAGCAGGGGAGGAGGGCGCUGGGGAGCAGGUGCCGCCGGGCAAGCGCCUCUAUUUGCCCUGAAAGAACGCCGCCUCUUCUCUCCUUCUAGCCUCCAGCUGGGUCGGGUCCUCUGGGCGCCCUGUAUCGGGAGCUGAGCCGGUUUCCCCGCGUGACUUAUGCCAGUGUAGGAGUCGGGUUUGCUGCCUGCGGCGCCGCCGCCGAGUGCCUGCCCCUCUACACGGGUGAGCCAGUUGCGCGGGUUAGGCGCUCUCCUCUGCCGGACCCCACUUCAGAAGAGCCGAGGUUGUGUGGACAAGCCCAGUGGGAGGUUGGGCGGGCAGUUUCCCAACCCAUUCUCUUUUCGACUGGCUUCAGCACUGCUCCAUUAAAAACACUGUCACAUGGAAUUAAAGCAGUGAACAGCAUGUUGCAAGUGACUCAAGCCCACGCUGGGGAAUAGACUAGGUUUAUAAACCCAGAGGGUCUUCUGCUGGUUUCCUCACUUCCAGAAGUGAAGUUACACAGGGACUUUCCUGUAGUGGCUCCCUCCCUGUGGGAACACCUUCCCUUCAGAUGUCAAGGAAACAAACAACUACCUGACUUUUAGAUGGCAUCUGAAGGCAGCCAUGUAUCGAGAAGUUUUUAAUGUUUGAUGUUUUGUUAUGUUUCAAUAUAUGCUGUAAGCUGCCCAGAGUGGCUGGGGAAUCCCAGCCAGAUGGGUGGGGUAUACAUAAUAAAAUUAUUAUUGUCUAUUGAAUUUAUAUACUGCCCUAUACCUGGUCUCAGGAUGGUUCACAGAACAAAAUCAAAAUAUACAAUCACAAAAUACACAAUCAAAAUAAAAGCCACCAUUAGAAGUGUAGCUGUGCAGAGCAGUACUGCUGGUACUGUAUACUGUUUAACUUGCUGGAGGAUAAGUGAGGGUCUCACUUUGUAAAUGCCAUGGACAAGGGUUGUGGGGACGACGACGACUCUGAGGUGCAAAUUUGGUAUAUGUAUGGAGGUUAUAAAGCUUGUGUAUGGUGCUUUUUGAGUCUGGUUAUAUAUAUACCUGGUCCUUUGCUGUUAAUCAACUGUUUUAAAAGCAAAUAUUAAUAUGCAGUGCCGUCCGCUUUGGGCAUCUCAAACCCCGAGCCAGUUAAACAUGGAGUUGCAGUGGCCUUCCAUUUGAACUCUGUCACAGAGAGAGGUUGACAUAAGACAGCCAGGACACCUCUUACUUGGUAGCAGAUGAGAAAAAUAUUGGAUUGCCCCUCUGUCUCUUGCCUGUUACACCUCUGGGAUUAGAAGUCUCAUGGCAUGGAGGUCAGAAAACUAAGUUGCCUUUUCAACAACCUGCCUCCAUUGGGGCCUUGUCUUAGGUCCGGAGGAGAGGAGUUGGCCCAGUCUUGUAGAAACUCUCAGGUGUGUUGUAAUCAUAUGCACUGCAAAAAGCUGACUUCACUGUGUAAGAAUAACACCAUCCCAGCCCAUACGUCUCAAGUUUGCAGUUACUUCCAAGUUAAAAGAAGAUGUGUAAUUUAUUAUCACAUAUGCUGAAUGCAAGGGGGGUGGGGAGUGGCUGCCCCCUUUUUAUAUGGUAAAGUAAGAGACUUGUGUAUAAUGUCAAAUUAGCAGCCAAAUAUUAUAAGCAACAUGAUUUGAGACUGUGGUUAAAAAAGCAAUGUGCUAUCAGGCCUUGCAGCAUCUCAUGGCAACUGACAGUUUUCCUGCAGUGAAAGAGAUGUUUAGGAUGGGUUGUCACUGCCCUCUUGCUCUACUGGCAGGAAGUCGAAUCCUCCAGGAGGGAUUACCUGAGUGGGCUGGGCAACCUCUUUCAAUAUGCUAAUAUUCAAGCCUGAAUAAACUCUUGAGAACUAUGAUCAGUAAUGUGGCAACCAAGAGCUGUAAGGGAGGAAAGCUUAAUGGGCUGGAUUGUAACAGUAGGUAAGAAAUGAAGAUAAGAGAGAUGGCCAUAUAGAUAGGGAAAUGAGAGAGGGAAACCCCUCUCCAGAGUGCAGGAUAAGGACCCCUGUUUUAAGUAUGCUGACGGUACUCAUCUUUAUACACCUGGCUAUGGCUGAUCCUAGUACCUGCAGUAGCAAAAUAUUACAACAGAGCAGGCCAACACCCCUUCUCAUUGCAGAAAAAGAGCUUAACACAAAGUCCAACAUUCUCUUUUCCUUCAGUGGAGGAGGGGAGUCUAGGAUGAGUUUGGGUGCAAACUAUGUCCCUGUAACCUGAAGGAAGCCUUUGCUGACACAUAUUUGCCCAGAGGCAGCUCUGGUAGAGGUGGCAGCUCUGCAAAUCUGCCCUAGGACAGCCUUGGUCCCAAAUGUGGCAGGUGCUGCUGCACUUCUGGUGAAGUGUGCUGUGAUGCUCUGGUGUCCUUGCCUUGAACAGAGCCCUCCAAACCCUCCAAAAAUAUUGAAAAAGUUGCUAUCUCAAUAUUUCCCAUUAGUUUCCUCUGUCACACAGAAAAAUAAGUAUAUUUCCACUUUUGCUGCUCUGCCUGGUGUUGCUGAGAGUGGAAAUCCAGGCAGUUGGGUCUUGAGCAUAUGUAGAAGUUAGGUCCCAGUCCCACUCAGUGAGGCUGUUAAGAUGAAGCUGCAAAGUUGGCCAAGAAUCUCACAGCCUAAUUUGUAUCUAAUGCUAAUGAUUUCCAGCUAUCUGUAGAAUGUCAAGUGUCUGUUCUCAGUUAGAAAAAUGUCACUUAUGCUGAAUUUGCAGCAUGAAAGAGGAUAACUGCUUUAUGUGUGACCUCUAAACAAUGAUAAGCAAAAAUGUCUCUUGAAAUUACCAAUUCCAAAAGUCUUCACUGAGACCCGUUACUCAUUCUGUUUACUUGCAAUUUCAGUUCUGAUGAGCUGCACUUUCCCUAAAUGUCUCUAAACACAGUUAACUGUCAUCUCUCACAAGAUUAAUUCUGGUAUAACACAUUCUCAACUCCUUUAUUGCUGGAUGAGGUGCUCUUUCUCCCGGUAGCUCUACGAUCAGUUUUCCAUUUCUGAACUCUGGUUAUCUUAAUCAUGGUGUCUUGGAGCAGAAUCGGUGUCUCUGUCUUGCUGGCUUUCUGGACUUUGUGCUUCCCACAGAUUUCCACAUAAAAUUCAGAAACAGCAGUACUACACACUGGGAUGGGAGAUUCCAAGGCUCAGAUACCCGGUCUUACCUCCCUCCUUUCCUGCAGAGUGGUGCCAGCCUGACCUGGGGCGCCGUCAGAAGCUGCAUUUCAGCCGUCAGUAUAUCCUACACCACAAUAGCAGAGCAAUUGUCUCCGUUACUCCUGUUGGCGUUCCAGCUGAGAUCCGGGACCAGUACGUAGAACAUCCAGUUGCCCUUAGCAUACCUAACCAUGCUUUAGAAAUUCAAUCCAGACUUGGAUUGGGAUAACCUGGCACAAGAUAAAAUAUAAACCAGAGUAAGGAUAAUCAACUUCUCCCAAGGAACCAAGAUAGGUUAGAAUGGGUUGUUUUCAAGGGGGUGCUUUAAGAGAACAUAACUUUUUUUGCCUUGGUGACAAAUUGUGCUACCCUAUUACUGUCAACUGUAACUGGCAUCAGUUUCCGCAAGUCAUAGGCUAAGAUCCUUCUUUGUGCAACCUGAAAGUCUUCUACUGGGAGUGAUGGGAAUCAUAGGACUGUAGAUAAACUAUUUAGCUCCAGGUUGGAGGGUUUUCCUUAAAGCAGAUGGAAAUAAAUGGGCUUUAACCAAAUGACCUAUCUAUUGGUUUACUUGCACAGACUUUAUGCUUUGUUUUGGGGGCAGUUAUGCAACAAUGAAUGCUCAUCCUGACUUGACUUUGGGUUGUUUAUAUAUCAUCCUGUCAAUUUGCUCGUCCCAUACUUUGUGAUGUUAGGAAAGUGACAGGGAAAUGAAUUUCAAAGUCCUUCAGAAAAAAGUGGAUUUGUUGCGCUAAGGUAACAGAGUGCUUUAACCUACUUGAAUUGUGCACACCUAAAGUUUUGGUGUGUGCUUGAAUCCCUCCUGAAAAACACUAAUGGCCUUUGGGGGGGGGGAUGGGAGUAGGGUGUCCUUUGGUUUUAAAUACCUCUCAGAGCUGGCUCUGCUGCUCAUGUUGUCCCUAUCUCCUGUGCCACAGACUGCUGAUCAGAAUGUCACCUACUGGGAUGCAUAAGGCUGUUUUCACCCAUCACUUGGAAAUGGGGCAGAAGCAGGAAGUGAUAGAGGUAAAAUGGUGUUUGUGCGUGACAGUAAAGUGCAUGCUAGCUAGCAAAUACCCGUCACACCUAGAGAGCAAGGAUGGUGCUGCAAAGACUUAUUAAAUGCUUUGUGUAGAAAGAGUUAGGAAUAGUGUUGCUGCACCCAGGUAUGUGUAUUUGGAAUUUUGUAGGAAUAUACUUUUACAAUACUGUAUACAGCCAUCUACUUGUGGGCUAUUAUUAUCUGCAUUGUAAAAUAUUGUGGUUUUAAAAUAAAAAAUAAUAAUUUUGGUUUGGAGAAUUUGGUGGGUUGUUUUAUUAUUGCUGGUUCACUGGGGGUGUUUUGUAGAAAUAACCUAGUAUUUUACAUUUUAAAAUUGAUGCUGUUGUAUUAUUUAGUUAUAUUUUAUAAUGUAAACUGCUUUGAAAGAGUUGUUCUCAGGAAGGCAAUCUAUAAAUAUUUUAAAUAGACAUAAAUAGUCAAAGCUAGUUACUACAGGCCUCUGGAUAUAACAGAAUAACUUCAUAAUUGCCUUUUUGUUAACAUGAAAUCUGAGAUUCAGCCACGGAUGAGAAGGAAGGAAGUCUGCAGUAUUAUGUGUGAAACAUCUAGGGAAUCUGCCUUUAUGGGGAUACAUAGGCUGACAAAAGGUGAGGGAUUACAUGCACAGUCCCUUGGGACUGGUAUCACUGGGCACAUGUCUCUUAAAAUCUGGCACUGCCCUCCCUCACCUCUUCAGCUCCCCCAUCUUUUUCAGUCCUAGCAGUGGAGUCAGGGAAGAAAGUGGUUAUGGUGCUUGAGGAAAUGUAGCAGGCCUGUUGCAUGGUAGUGGUGGGCAUUGGCUCUUGCUGAUUUCUGUUUCUCAGCAGGUCUGGAGCAAGAGUGGAAGGGUGAGAAGCAUUAAUCUCACAGCACUGGAUAAACAUGGCAGAGUAUACACAGAUGGUAAGGGCAAAAGAAGUGGGCUUGGCUGUAUGCUGCUACUCUGCAGGCAAAGCAAGUGAUGUUCCCUCAGUCCUGUGUGCCCUGCUCUCUCCCAGCACAACACUUGCUCAUGCUUCUUCCUAUUAACAUCCUCUCCCUAACGCCAAAGGAGAAUUUGGUUAUCCUACGCUAUAUUCUUUCCUCUUUCACUGCCCUUUCAGGCAUCUCUGGCUGGCAUUCUUAAAAGGUCCUCCCUAACUCUCACUGGAACGAGGUUUUCAGAUCUUAGUGAAAAGGCUAGGCUGAACUGCUUUGGUGAAUGUCACACUAGCCAUGCACCUAGGUCACAAAGCACACACGCCUUUACAUGUUUCUGCCUGUGAAAACAGUCUGAGGUAGAAUUCUGGUGAGGCCACAUUCAUAUUUAAAUAUGCAGCACAAUUUGAGACCCGGUCUAUGCUACUUGAGAUUUCACUUUUUCAAAUCACAGAUUUCACAUUUAGAUAGCAAAUCCUGAGCUCUUUGCAUCUUUAGCAUCAAACUUCCACACAAAGGGGGAGCUUGCUUUUUAGGCACAAUGAACAAUUAUAACUCCACAAGUAGAGUAGGACUAUCUUUGGCUGAUAUUUACACACUGUUUAGUAACUUGUGGCUUUUCUCAGGUACAGAUUCAACCAAAUAGUUGCAUCAGCAGUGCAACAAGUCCUGCCGAUGCAAUGGGGCUUCCUCCCCCCCAUGCAAUGGCUUUGGGGAAAUAUCAGAUCAGUCAGUCAACCUGUUACCCAUAGUUGUGUGCUCAGCAUUAUGAACUGCUUCUUUUCCCACUUGCGUUCUGCUUUAGUGAGAGGGGUCAGCCUUUACCUUUACCUUUAAGGAAGAUCAUUACCUAUUUUCCUAUCUGACCUUAUGCCACCAGAGCAGUUUGGGUGUUUUGCCUGGUCCAGUUCAGAAACACAGAUCCUUUAUGUUGCUGAGAGAAGACGCCCCAAAAGGCAACCACUUUUCCCUCAAAGCAGGUCCCCCCCAGGAGAGGAGCCAGGUGAAACAAGAAAGGUAUCUACUUUUUAUUAUUUGGCAUUGAGAUGCUUAUACUAUGCCACAUGCUUUACCAUCUUUAUUCUGUCAUAGAAUCAGAAUUGUAGAGCUGGAAGGGGUACCAAGGGUCAUCUUGUCCACCCCCUGCAAUGCAGUAAUAUCAACUGCAGCAUCCAUAAGAGAUGGUCAUCCAACCUCUGCUUAAAAACUUCCAAGGAAGGAGAGUCCACCACCUCUCAAGGGAGUCUGUUCAGCUGUUGAAGAGCUCUUACUGUCAGAAAGCUCUUUCUGAUGUUUAGUUGGAAUCUCCUUUCUUGUAACUUGAGUCCAUUGGUCUGGCUGCUACCCUUUGGAGCAGGAGAAAAGAAGCUUGCUCCAUGUUCAUGGGACAGCCCUUUAGACAUUUGAAGUUGGCUAUCAUAUCUCCUAUCAGUCUCCUCUUAUUCAGGCUAAGCACACCCAACUCCCUUAACUGUUCCUCAUAAGGCUUGGUUUCCUGAUGCUUGAUCAUUUUGGUCGCCCUCCUCUGCACACAUUCCAACUAUUAAAUAUCCUUCUUAAAUUGUUGUGCUCCAAACUGGACACAGUAUUCCAAGUGUGGUCUGACUAAGGCAGAAUAGAAUGGUACUAUUACUUCCCUUGAUCUGGACACUAUACGUCUGUUGAUGCAGCCUAAAAGAGCAUUACCUUUUUUUUUUUUUUUGCUGGUGCAUCUCACUGUUUAGCUUGUGGUCUACUAAGAACCCUAGAUCCUUUUCACAUGUACUGAUGGCAAGCCUGAUGUCCCUCAUUUUCUAUUUGUGCAGCUGGUGUUCCUGCCUAAUUGCAGAACCUUAUAUUUGUCCCUAUUGAAAUUAGUUUUGUUCAUUUUCUUAGUUUGAACCCAGUUCUCCAAUAUGUUAAAUUGGAAAAUAGGGACACUUGGAUGGUCUGAAAUAGUCACAUUUGACUUCAAAAGAGGACCAGUGGUCAGGGAUGAUGGGAGUUGUAGUCCAACAACAGCUGAGGAUUCAAGUUUAAGAAACACUGGCUUAGAGAAUAGUUUGUGGAUUAAAAUUGCAGAUAAGGUCGUGCUUAUGGAGGCAUAACUGCAGAGGCUGUCUGCAGAAAAUUCUGGUGAGUGAAAAAAGCCUUUGCAUGACAUUGAGGUCUACAUGUCUUUCUCAUGGGAAACUCUAUACCUGUAUUCCUGAAGGAGCGUCUCCACCCCCAGCAUUCAGCCCGGACACUGAGAUCCAGCACCAAGGGCCUUCUGGCGGUUCCCUCACUGCGAGAAGUGAGGUUACAGGGAACCAGGCAGAGGGCCUUCUCGGUAGGGGCGCCCACCCUGUGGAACGCCCUCCCAUCAGAUUUCAAGGAAAUAAAUAACUAUCUGAUUUUAGAGGACAUAUGAAGGCAGCCCUGUUUAGGGAAGGUUUUAAUAUUUGAUGUUUUUUCAUAUUAUUAUUAUUAUUAUUAUUCUGUUGGGAGCCGCCCAGAGUGGCUGGGGAAACCUAGCCAGAUGGGCGGGGUAUAAAUUGCUGCUGCUGUUGUUGUUGUUGUUGUUGUUGUGUUUGUUGUUGUUAAUUAUUAUUUGGAUCAGGAAUCUUCACAAGACCUUCCCCUCUGCUUUUUUCCUAGGAGGAGCACUUUGUAUACUAUGACAAUUGGGGAGAAGCACUGAGUGAUAAAAGCUUCCCUGUCUUGUGCCUGGUGAAUGUUGAAACCAGUGAAGUUUCAGUGCUAGAGGGCAUCCCAGGGCAUAUCUCACCUGGACAGGUUAGUGCAAUGCAGCAUGGGAAUUUAAUGGGACACUCCUCAAGCCACCAUGGAUUGCAAGCAUUUCAGAAUAAUGAAGCAAGAUUUAAAUUAAUAAAAUGGGAGGAGGAAGUCUCUGACCCAUUAGCUUUAUUUGGCUUGCAGAAGAAUGCAUGAAGCGGUCAUGCUAGGUGUCCUGGGUCCUAGAGGUGGUUCUGAGCUCACAAAUUGUAUUUCUCUUUAUGAUUCUUGCACUUUUUGCACCCUUAGCUUUUGAAUAGUGUUGAACUGAACAAGGGAAUCCGACAGUGGCUUUCCAUAUCCUCCUAGAAGGUGCUUUUUCAGAGCCAACUUUCCCUCAGCCCAGAAAGAGGCUUCCAUGUACAGGCAAAAAGAGGCAAACCAUCUCCCAACCCAUCCUGUUGCCUAUUGCAUUGCCUGUUGCAGUUGACGAUCUGUUUGGUACAGGAUGCUGUCACAUUCGCUCCCGACUUAAAUGUAGAAGUUCACAUCUUCUCUGUUUCAUGCAAAAAGCACCUUUGCAAUGGGUGGAACCAUGCAUACUGCUAAAAUUUUAAAGGUAGAAAGUUGCUGUUUAAAUAAAUUGGUGCUGGAGUACAGAGGUUUAUUCAUUUGUGCAACAUCAGUUCAAGUACUAGAGGCUGGAGCUCAGCAGAAGCCUGCUGGAGAAAAUGCUGCUUUCUCAGAUCCAUCACCUGACCCUUCAUCAUGUGCAGAGGCAGAUACAUACCUCCCAUGCUUUCUGCUUCCAAACAUUUGUAACAGUAAAUUAGUCUGCUGCCUGCAGAGCCCUGAUGAUUGGAACAUCUCCCAGUAAACAGCCUUGUUGCAUUUCAGCCGCUGCAGCAGCAUUCUGCAAAUCUUACGGGGAGACAAAGUUUAGCCCAUGGUGCAGCACACCCAGAUGUGAAUGGCUAAUAUUUUGCUUUUGCUUCCCUGGCCAGGCCCUGUGGUCCCCAGACGACAAAGGUAUACUGUUCGUUGGCUGGUGGCACGAGCCCUUCAGACUGGGUUUGAAUGCUUGCUCCAACAGAAGGUAAGCAAGUCACUCUUAAGUGUGAAACCAUGGAUUAAGCAGGACCAGCCACUGCCUCAGGGAAAAUUAUGAGGACAACAUUUUGCUCAGUUUAGAGGAAAAAAAUAAAACAAAAGGGGGGGGAAUACAUGUCCUGAACAAUAAUGAGAUCUUAGUCAGUGAUCUUGGUGAUCAUUUCUAAAAUGUAGAAUCGGCAGAAGUGAUAUUCUUGGGUUUGGAAGGAGCCAAAUGGGUUAUUUGUUAGUCCAGCUCCACCCCUGUCCUUCCUAAAAUAGUAUAGACUAUAUCUAAAUGAUUCCUGAUGGGUGCCAGCCCAUAUUUUCCUUGGUGAAAACCUCCAGGGAAAUGCAUUCUGCUUCUCUAAAGUAGCCUGUCCCACACACAAAAAAUAUAUAUAAAUAACUUUGAAGGUUUUCCUAAAUCAGUGGAAGGUGGAAGGGAAAACCUCUAGAUCCUCAGCUUCACUAUAUUUUAAGUGCGGAGUGUGAAAAUUUAAUCCUAUAGUUACUAGCAUUUAAUUCAUCAUGGGGUGGGUGGGCGGGUGAAAAACCUGGUCCCUGUUGGAGACGUCUCACCCAUUCCCCUCUCCCUGCCAUAGGUCAGCCCUUUUCCUCUUCGAUCUCUCUGAAAGUAGCUGCGGUAAGUCAUCUUGGAAGCAGCUUAUCUCUUGUCUCUCCAUGCAGCAUCUUUCCUUCCCAUAUUUUUCCAACAAUGGUGGGGGUGGGGUGUACCUGUAGCUUCUCAGUCACUUGGAGCCCUGGGUGGAUUUCCUGACCGUGACAAAUGUUUGCACAGUUGGUCAGGGCUAUCACAUUCAAAUAUGUCAAGGAUUCUUUGUUGUAACUUCACAAAUGGACACAUUUCAGCAGAAACAACUUUUCCUGCCUUAGUACUGCAAAGAAAGAGCAACAGUGACUGCCAAAUUUACAAUCUGUGUGUAUCUGCAAGCCAGAAGAGCCCAGUCUUCCAUAGAAUUCUGCAGCCCAGCAGAAUCUCGGUUUUGCAGCUUAGUUUGCCUUUUGUAAAGGAGCUUAAAAAUGCCCAGAGAUAUGGCCUUCUAAUGUUUCAGCAAUCAGACAUGUGGUUUGCAUGGCCGGAUUUAGGUGUGAUGAGGCCCUAAGCUACUGAAGGUAAUGGUGCCCUUUAUAUGUCCAGCUGUCCUUUGUCAACAACAAAUUGUCGCUGUUUUUUGUGUUGAAUAUAUUCUAUAUGGUAAUUUAUGGACCUAAUAGGUCCAUACACAACACAAAACACUGUUGCUGUAUGUAGGUUUUAUUUUAUUUGUUUUUUUAUCUUCUAUUUUGGAAAUGUACAUCCAGAUUUUUUUUCUUUACAUUUCUUUUGGGGGGGGCAAGAGAGUGGGGCCCUAAACUAUAGCUUGUUUAGCUUAUACAUAAAUCUGGCACUGCCUUUACAGGUUACUAGUUUCAAACUUACUUUGCUUUCCAAAGAUGUCUAUAGUUUCUUCAGUCACUAUUGCUCCUUUCUUAUAUGUUUUAUUUUUUUUCAAAAUGUGAGUAAAGAAGCGCUGUCAGAAGAAACCUCAGAGGUAAAUUUACAGGGACUUUUCAGAAAAGGAAUUUUUCCACUGUUAAGGUUUUUCUAAUUUCAUCACCUGGGGACUUCUGGCCAAUUGCCUUUAUGAGAUGGGUCUGUAUGUCGUGAUACUGCAUUGUGUCUGUGGUUGCAGAGUUGCUGUCCUCAGAUUCCGAGGCUGUUUCCUCUCCCCGGCUCAGCCCUGAUGGAACUCGCCUGCUAUACCUUGAGUGCCCUGUAUUUGGGCCUCAUCGCCAGUGUCUGAAGCUACAGAUGGUAAGUGUGGCGCUUCUGGUAGGUAGUUUCUUGGAAGAGAAGGGACUGUGGGUGCAGGCAGGUCAUAAUAGCAAAGGAACUGUGGAAUUUGAAAUGAGUAUGCAACAACAACAAAAAACAUUUAGAGAGUAGAAAAGCUGAGUUCAACAUGGCCUUAUUAUAAGAAGUUAAAAUGAUAUAGUUCUUAAAUGCAACUAAUUCUGAUUGCAGAAUUAAAACAUUGUAGAAUUUAGCAUUUAUUGAAAGAUGCUGUAAGGGAGAUUAGCUUGGAAUCGACUACUGAAAAGAUGCAGAGCAACUGUUCUGUGGGAUUCAGUGGAGGAGGAGUGUGAAGUUUGCUGCUUUGUAUUCAUUACCUGAUUUUUUUCCCUCCUGCUUAGCUCAACUGGCAAACUAAACUCACAUCUACAGUGGUGGACAUAGUCAGGACUGCCACAUCUGGUAAGUCUCAAUUUCAGAGACGGAGCAUGCAAAAUUAGAGUUGCUUUUUUAUCGCCUUGCCUCUUUAGUUCAUACAUGUCCUACCACCCAGCUCCUGCUACCACAUACAAAAAGAAUGCUAAGGCUUGCUUUUGUUACCCAAAAAUGGAGAGUCCUGCAGUCAGCCAUAUACCUCCAUAUACACCGUAUUCCACACAGUGUCUUUUUAUAAUAUCUGUUUGAUGCUGUUCUCCAACAUUUCUCCAAAGCUCCAGACUUCAGCCAUGUUUUACUUUAACCAUUUUCUCCCAUUUCAGGGUUUUUUGGGAUUUACUCAGGGGCACUGCCUCUGCUUUGUUGGGCUGCUGACAACCAUAGAGUCCUGCUUAGCACUCCUCAAAGGAGUAGAAAGGUAUGCUGAGACCAGAAGGGAAGACUUUGGGGUGUGAAGAUGGUGUACCAACGAAAGUUUGCAAAUGCUUUCCACCAGUCCUGAGAACUUGCAGGAUGUAUAGGAAGAUGUUCAGGUUUAUGUAGUGUGAAUGCAAAACAAUUGGCUUCAUAGAAAGUGUGUGUGUGUGUGUGUGUGUGUUUUCAUAUAUUUGUCUUCCACCAAUAACCUCAGAACAGAGCUUUAAGACUCACAACAAUCUUUAUGAUGUUGGUUGGGUUUAAAUAUUGUCGUGACCUGCUCAGUGAGCUUUGUAUUUAAACAGGGAUUUGAUCUUGGCUUCUCCAUGUCCUAAUAAAGCACUUUUGCCACUCAGACACACAUUUCAGAAAUGUAAGAGCCAAGCUUUAAUUACAGCUGGGGAACGUGAACCAUGUGUACUGAACCUGAAAAGGCUCAUGAGGGUGUAAAAAGUAUCUGUUGGAAAUCAGAGAUGAAGAAACUGUGAUUGAGAAGCUGGCAUACAGGAGGCCUCAAGGCAGCAGUGGCUUUACUUCCCUCACUGCCUUAGACAGACAGGAGCAUGGGAUCAAACUUGGAACUAAUUUGCCAGUUCCUGAGCAUCCUCCCCAGUUCCUUCCCUGCCUUAGCUAGGAACUGAGCCCCUAGUCUUUCUCUAGUCUUGGAUUACUUCAGAGGCAGCAAAAGUUGUGUCCUCCGGAUGCUGCUGGACUCACAUCAUCCCUGAAUACAGUCAUACCUUGGUUCUCGAACAGCUUAGUUGACAAACAAAUUGGCUCCCAGACGCCGAAAACCCGGAAGUAAGUGUUCCGGUUUUUGAACGUUUUUCAGAAGCUGAACGUCCGACGCUAAUUCCACUUGAGUGCAGGAAGCUCCUGCAGCCAAUCGGAAGCUGUGCCUUGGUUUUCAAACAGUUUCAGGAGUCGGAUGGAUUUCCGGAACGGAUUAAGUUCGAGAACCAAGUUUCCACUGUAUGCUGGCUGGGGCUGAUGGAAGUUGGAGUUAACACUAUUUGGAGCGUUACAUUUCUUCAAGUGGCUACAGCACAUUUCCCCCCGGGAUUACACAAUAGAUUUUGGACAUACUGUGGUUCCAAUCUGCGUCGUUCCUGCCUCAGAAGGAUGUUCUCUGCCUUUCUUGUUCUCUGUGCUUUGACUCUCCAUCAGGAUACAGAACUGGGGAUACAGAACUGGCCUUAGGACCUUGCUAGUUAGUGCAAAGUUUGAUCACGUAUCCCUGCCUUUGGUGACUGGGUUAACACACACAAUGGUGCCCCGCAAGACGAAUGCCUCGCAAGACGAAAAACUCGCUAGACGAAAGGGUUUUGCGUUUUUUGAGUCGUUCCGCAAGACGAAUUUCCCUAUGAGCUUGCUUCGCAAGACGAAACGUCUUGCGAGUUCUUGCGAGUUUGUUUCCUUUUUCUUAAAGCCGCUAAGCCGUUAAUAGCCGCUAAGCCGCUAAUAGCUGUGCUUUGCAAGACGAAGAAACCGCAAGACGAAGAGACUCGCGGAACGGAUUAAUUUCAUCUUGCGAGGCACCACUGUAGUUAUUUGGAGGCUUCUUGCACACCCACUGACAGGAGCCUUUGUGGUAGGUGGCCAGUGUUCCAAAAAUAUUCUCUGAGAUUAUGUAUGAGUGGGGGGAGGAAAGUGAGAAAAAGCUUUUUUCCCAUUAUUAAGUUUCCAUGGGCUCUUGUAACAGAGCUGCCGCUUUCCCAGCCCUCACUUUCCUUCCUUUAUUAUCUCUUGCAGGAGCUGCUGGUUGUGGAUACUGAGCUGGGGAGUGUGAAGGCUGUUACAGAAGGUACAAUCAAAUCUUAGCUUGCAAAGUCCAGGGGCCGUAUUGUGUUUGCUGAGAUCUGUCCCAAAGACCAGGCACGUUAAUUGAGAAGUCUCCCAUAUCCUGUAUUUCUGCCCAUUUCCGAGAUCUCGGGGAAAAGGAAGGGGCUAGAAGGCUACAGCCAAGCUCUUCCACUUCCUGUAUGCUGGCUUACAUUCUCAACAAGAGGCAGCCACUAGUAAUCCAUGCCAGAUCUAGUUCCCUUUCUUUAUAAGGGGUCUUUUUUUGAGGCAAAUGAAGCUAGAAUAUUGGUGCUAGACUACUACUUCUGUUCAUUGUGUACCUGUUUUUUAUAUGUGUAUAGAACUGGCCUCAGCUACAUUUCGCAUCAUUCCUUGCUGGGGCCAAAAAGCCUCCUGAGUGUUGCUUGCUUGCUUGUUCUCCUAUGAGGCAGCCAGCAUUCCGUUACGUCUGUAGUUGUAACCCAUUAAUCGUGUGGCACCUAGAUGUUUUCCAUUGAGAUUAUGAUCCCAAUGUGGGGUCCCACUGAGAUUGGAUACGAAUGUGCCCUUGAGAUACAUCAGUAAAAAGUUCUGGCGGAUCCUUCUAUGCUGUUCAGGAUGAGAAGGAAUUCUGUGAUCCUCUGAGUAGGCUUCUUUGCUUUAUGCUUCAGCUCCCAGGGGACUCUUUCAGAGAGUUGGGCCUUUCAUCACUUGCUCCAUUCAGAACAUGGUUCCUGUUAGAUGUUAGUAGCUGCUCCUUGCUCCCCCGUAUUACUUGGGUAUGCAACUGCUCAUCUAAUUUCAUCAAUAAAACCAGUUCUCCUCUUUCCCCAUUCCCUGUGUGAACAUUUGCAUUUUAAUAUCUUAAUUUCAUUUCAUUUUUGAGGAUUAUGCCCACCCCCUCUCCAGGGAAAGAGCACCCUCCUCCUUCUCUUCUUCUUCUUCUUCUUCUUCUUCUUCUUCUUCUUCUUCGAUCACUCAUAGCCGAGUAAGAUUGUCUUCAAUGAACACCGUAUUAACAGUGAGUCCAUAAGUGAUUGUGAAGCCCAAUUUUGGAUCCGCCCAUCCUACCACAGUGGGGACAUAGGUCUCCGGGCAGGAGUUGAUCAUGGUGAGAGUUUGACAAACAUGCCUUCCUCUUAGCAUGUUUCUCCCUUUCGUCCUGAGUUCAAGUGUCUUCAAAGCCCAUGACACCUUUGGUAAAGGCUGUUCUUCAAAUGGAGCACUCACAGGCCACUGUUCACCAGUUGUCGGUGUUUAUACUACAGUUUUUUAGAUUUGCCUACCUACCUACCCACUCUAUUCUCUUUCCCCCUUUAAAUAAGCAAAGAGCAAUGUAGCAGGGAGACAUUUUCUUUCAAAGCCAGGUGCUUUCUUUCCCUCCUCCUUCUCCCCUCCUUCCCAAGUCAUAGCUGAUCUGUUGAGUCACUCACUGACAGCCCCAAUAACUCCUAAGCAGUACUCUCUGUAAUCCGUCCCAGGCACUCCAGAAGGUAGCUGGACCCUGCUGGGAAUUCAGCAGGAUCUCCUGGUGGUGAGCUGCUCAUCUCCCAAUUGCCCUCCAAGCCUGGUAAGAAACUUACCUUGCAGGUCAAGGUGUGGGUUGCUUCACCCUCCAAUCCCCUCUCCAUUAUUUCUAGGGGAACCUGAUAAAAUUGGCAGGUGCCGGAGUGAGCUUUCAUACUGUGCUCUUUUUCACAAUGCUUGUAUGUGAAUUUUAAGCAAGGCUGUAGCCAAAAAACCCAAUGUGAAUGUUUCUUUAGCGUGACUAUUUAGCUUUGUUCAAACCACAGAUAUGCCUCUGUAGCCCUCCAGAUGUUGUUGGACUCCAACUCCCAUCAGCCCCAGUCAGCAUGGCCAGUUAUCAGGGAUGCUGGGAUUUGCACUCCAACAACAUCUGGAGGGUCAUAGAUUUCCCAUUCCUGAUUUUCACACUGGCCUAGUUCACACUGAGCCAUGGUUUGUUUGCUAGCAGCAAAUCACAGUGUGAAACCAAGGUUUAUUUCUGGCUUAGGAGUAAUGGUUUGUUAUAUCUGUGGUUGGUGCUAUGUCCAUAUUAGGCAGCCUUACUUAACCAUGGUUUAUUUGGCCACUUCACCCAUAUCCUCAACAGGCUACAGAGGAAUUGAGGAGAGAAUAGCCGGAAAACAAACCAAGCUUUAAAAAGCUGUGGAUUGUUUGCUCAUAUGUGAGAUGAUAUGUGGUUUGUUGAACAAAUUGUGGCCAAUACAAAUUAUGGUUUAGCAUUACAUUUUAAUGUGGUCACUGUAUAUAGCAACACAGAAACAGUAAGCAAUGUCAUCUCGGGAAUACCUUCAGAAAGAAAGAGAGCCAGUGUGGUGUAGUGGUUAAGAGCGAUAGUCUCGUAAUCUGGGGAACCGGGUUCGCGUCUCCGCUCCUCCACAUGCAGCUGCUGGGUGACCUUGGGCCAGUCACACGUCUUUGAAGUCUCUCAGCCCCACUCACCUCACAGAGUGUUUGUUGUGGGGGAGGAAGGGAAAGGAGAAUGUUAGCCGCUUUGAGACUCCUUAAAGGGAGUGAAAGGCGGGAUAUCAAAUCCAAACUCUUCUUCUUCUUCAGCCCAAGCCCUGGAGCCCAUCAGCCUUGUGCUGGGAAUAAAAGCUCAUUCAUGAUUUGUGCUAAUUAUAGUUAAGACACCAUAGGCAAACCAUGGUUUGAGCUGCUUGUUUGCUUUAGUUUUCUUUUUGCUCAGCACUCAUUUCUCCUUGAAACAAUUGGCUCCAGAGGUAGAGUAACAUCCAUAAUUGAAGUUUAUGAAUUCUGGCAAACUAUGGUUUGAUAUCUUGGUUUGGCAGCUUAUCACAAACACUUACUUUUGAAAUAAUACAAGUUCAGCCAUAAAACAAGCCAUGAUUUGCACUUACAAACCAUGGUUUGGCAUGUCAGUUGAAUAUAUCCUUAGUGGAACAAACAGUUGUGUAAAUUCCCUUGUGGAUUGCAACAAAUGCAGACUCCAUCGAAGAUAGAUAUUUGAGGACAAAGCUAGUGCUAUAUAGGCUACUUGCAACGCUAAGAGAUCUCGUGCAGCACACUGUUUGGUCCUUCAGGUUAGGUAACAAACUAUUAUACCUGCUUCGCAGAAGGUAGGAGUGCUUCCCCCUGCAGGAUGUGAGCUGGAACUGCAGUGGACGAGUGUGGAGGAAGCCUCUGAACUGCCAGAUAUGGAAUGGAAGAUUCUCACAGUACAUCCUCCCAUGACUGAGGACAACCAGUACAGUAAGGAUGCAGGAACAGGGAGCCUCAGGCCAGGCACUUGACUCACUCUCUCACACGCACUGUUGGUUGUGCUUUACUCUGUACUAUGCAGUAAGUCUGUCUUAAGUGGGACUAGGUUUGGCUGUCUGGGACAGCCUGGCUUAUGGGAAUGGUCAGGGCUCCUGCAUAGGUGAGGUGCAUUCUUCAUUAAUUCAUUUUGUGUGUUGUUUUUUUAAAAAAUCUAACUAAAGAGUAAUCUGAGCUUGGUGUAGAAAUUGGGGAUAGAUUCAUCACCUUGCCCUGAGUGCUGGGACAGCCCAAACAGAGUUAAAUAGGAUGAAUGGAAUGAAAGAGUUCAGCAUUGGGUAGCCUGGAUUCUUCAUCCAUAGUGUCACUGUAAUGUUUGAAGCAGAGGAAAAUUGGGAAGGACAUUGCACUGAUGGUCCUUCGUAACAUAAGUUAAAGUCUUAAGGCAGGCAUCCCCAAACUUGGCCCUCCAGAUGUUUUGGGACUACAGUUCCCAUCAUCCCUGACCACUUGUCCUGCUAGCUAGGGAUGGUGGGAGUUGUUGUUCCAAAACAUCUUGAGGGCCGAGUUUGGGGGUGCCUGUCUUAAGGCCUUCUUUUGCAUUUGGGGCCCUGAGCAGGAGGAGGUGCUAGGUGGAGGAGGAGGGGUGCCUGUAAAGCCCUGGGGUUGCAGGUUGACUCCCCCAGGGUAGUGAAGUUUGAAAAAUGGCACUCAGCAGCAAAUAGCUAACGUGUGGCCUUUUUUGCAGCUGGCCAGGCAUUUGAAGCCCUGUUGCUGACUCCUCGGGGGAACAAACGAGGAGAAAAGACAUUUCCCCUUAUUGUUUCUCCACAUGGUAAGUCACCACAGCUCUUUUCUGCUGCCUGCCCUGACAGCUGGCCCCAUCCUUCUUUGCUUCCUUCUCGUCGUUCUGUUAGGACCCUAUCUAAGGUGAUCAUUUUACAUUUUUUCCUAUGAGAGCAGAAAUCUUAAGACUGAAUUCUGGAAUGUAAAGAGGGCAUUUCCAACCUGUUGCCUAUUUUCUUAUUUCCUGAACACAAACUUCUCAGCUGCCGAUUGUGAAGGGGGUAUAUGACAGAUCGGUGGUGCCUUGACUUCUCUGAACUCUUCCCCCAAAUUGGGAGAUGUCCUUUAAAGCUGACAUUCUGUUUCCAGGUGGCCCGCAUGCUGUCUUUGAUGCUUGUUGGCGUCCUAAAAUGGCAAGUCUCUGCCAGUUGGGUUUUGCUGUGCUCAUGGGUGAGUGCCAGAAGACCCCUGUCUCCCAAACCCACAUACACUCCUUGCUGCUGCUCCUGAGGGCUUGGCAAGAGUGCCAGCACAUGCAUUUUACUGUGUGUCUAACAAUCCAGUGUACAGUUGUGUAUUGGAUGGGAGAAGGAUGCCUUGCUGAAAAAGAAUAGCCAUUUGACUUCUUGAAGGAUGUCCUCAGAUUUCCAGUUUCCUCUCAGCCCUCCCACCUGCCCCCCUUGAGAAAAAAAUGCCACGAACAAGCCGGGAAGUUAUUUCCAGGUCUAGCCUUUUUCUGAUUUAUUCUUACUCCUUGAGAAAUGACUUUGCUUGAGAAAUACCUCACAGGUUUAGUAUGCAUUGUGACAAAAAGAGGGUGAGAUUGUCUUGGUGUGUCCUAGCAGAAGUUGGGAAACAGAACAAGAAAUUCCCUGUCAAAUGGCCCUGAAGGGGUUUUAUGUGUGUGAGAAGACAGUGGAGCCUCAUUUGACCUAAAGCUAAGGGUAUGCAGAGGCAGAAUUUUCUGUACUCUGCAACCCAGGCAAUGGCUUGCAAUUCAGUUUCUAGGCAGCACUUAAGCCAGUUUCCUGGUUCAAAUAUUAUGGCGAACUGGGACUUACCUGGAAACCAGGAAAUCCGCUCUCAAGCCAGACAUGUGCCAGGAGUAGAGAAGCGCUUGAGGUGAGUGCUUGUUUCCAUUCCAACAAAUCAGUUUAUUGUAAUGGCAACAUUAUGUCUAAACUGGACCAACGAUAUCCAGUAAUUGUGCCAUAGGAAACUGAAAGCAGGAUAUUGUCUUGCAUGUGGUUUGUAACACUUCAUAUUCAAACAUAAGUGUUCCCUGCGCUGCAUGUUCCCUGUGCCAAGCACACCUCAGGGGAGCAGGAAAGCCCUGAAUGUCCCUUGAGGACAUAACAACUCACACUUUGCUUUGCCUUUUUUCUGGGCAGUGAAUUACAGGGGUUCCCUGGGCUUUGGGCAAGCCAGCAUCGAGUCUCUAAUCUCCCAUGUGGGAGUGCAAGAUGUGGAGGACACACAGGUCAGCCCCUUUCCUUUCUUUCCCCAUUCCCUAGGGUAAGGCCAAGCUUUGACGAUAAAAGAGCAAAGGAUGAUAAUGGCACUGAGUAUCAGUUUGCACUGCUUAUAAUAGCAGGCAACCCAUUUCCCCUUUAGCAGCUGGUGGGGCUGCAUGGGUGGGGCUCUGUCGCUGUCCUGGCUUCCCAACACCAUGGGCUGCUGCAGCUUACUGAAGGCUGAGGGGUAAGGAGUUCAGCGCAUAGUGGCAGAGUCAUUGAAUGGGCUCACAGUGCACCAUGCUACAGGGUGGGAAGGAGAGGUAAUCACAAAGACCACCUAAAAUUAUCUAUAGGCUCUGCACACAUGAAGACUGUUCCUUCUGUUCAACUCCUUUCUCCCUUUCAUCUCAGCAGCUUGUGAGAAGUCAUGGCAAAGCCAUACCUGCCAGCUUCACUGAUGGCAUAGAUCUUCUUGGUCAAGUGUGAGAUAUGUUUUUGAACAGCAGAACACCUAGACCUUGAGCCCCGGGGCGCUAAUGGGACAGCUCUAUACAGAGACAUCUGUCCGCAUCUCUCUGCCAGCAUCCCUCAAGAAGACAUACUCUGCCUUGUGCAAUCAGUUGAUGUUCACUGAGCUUUGGGGGAUGAAGUCAGGUGGGGCCGGGGAAUCACAUGUGAGAGUGGAUAUGAUAGGCUACAGGCUCAGGAUUGAGGGCUGCCUUCCCCACCCCUGUUGGUUGAGCCUUUUUGGAAAGAGGUUUGCACCAGUCCCUGCAAACAUACAUGACUUUGACUUAUUUCGGCUCUGGCAGCUGGCAGUGAAAUUGGCAUUACGGACGGAACCUCUGGACCCAGACAGAAUUGCUUUGCUGGGAGGGUCUCAUGGUGGCUUUGUCUGCUGCCAUUUGAUUGCCCGAUACCCAGAGAUGUACAAAGCCUGUGUAGUCAGAAGCCCUGUCAUCAACAUGGCCACUCUACUGGGGACCUCUGACAUCCCUGACUGGUAAGGAACUUCAUUUUUUUCUGCCUUGCCCAACCCAUUUUCAUUCACCCAUCUCUCUGCCAUGUCCCCUUCCUGUGUCAGUUUGAGCCAAUCUCCCUAAUCCUCACUAUUCAGGUUGCAUUCACCCUCUCUUCUUCUCUGACCCCAUUGCCCCACUCAACAAGGCCACUUCUACAGCUAUCUGAAAAUAGUUUUUUGUUUGGCUCUUUGGUAGAGCUGAGGAUUGAGGGCAUGAUGCUAACGGACUGCAUCGUUUCCAUAGGAGGUAUGCAGUGCUAGGUCUGCCAUACUGCUUUGAGAGGAUUCCUACUGAGGAAGACCUGAUUGCCAUGCUGCUCUGCUCCCCUAUAAUUCAUGCUGCAAAGGUAAGAGACAGUUAGUAGAACUGUUCAUUGGAUGUAGCAUGUGUCCCUCUAGGAGGUGCCGUUUUUUGUUGGGUCGUCCCCCAGCCCACCCUUUGUGCCAUAUGUAGGGCUCUGUGUAUUGCCCCAGUUUGGCACCAAAACUGUACUGCUGCUUAAUUUGCAUUUGCAGUAUGGAAUUCAGCAUCCUGAGAACCCUUAUGGCUGAAGACAGACUUGACUGUACAUGAAAAAUGCUUCCUGAUAUUUGAGCAGCCAGAAGAAAAGCUAAAUAGGAUUUCUGGAGUAUGUGUGCAUAAUCUCAUUGUCCUUAAUGGCAACAGGGAUGCCCUUGACUAUAUCUAUAUAUAGCAGAAGCCAAAUAGGCAUCUAGGUUCCACUGGCUUCAUUUGCAUGGUCUAUAUAGUUGCAGGGUUCUAAUUUUCUUGGCACAGCAUUUUUAUUUUUUACUUUAGUGAAAAGGCAGAUUUUGGUACUUGGCUCCAGGCAAGAAGCAGGGCCUUGUUUUUGUUAGUCACACACUCCUUCUGCUACAGGUGCACACACCAUUACUGAUGUAUGUGGGUGCCAAGGACCGGCGAGUGUCUCCGUACCAAGCUCUGGAAUAUUACCGUGUGCUGCGAGCCAGAGGUAUCCCUGUGCAGUGAGUUCUCAUCCUUUGCCUUCCACAUAUUUGGGUUAGCAAUCUUCACACUUUUGCUUGAAUGGAAUCCCAUGCCUGGUAGCUGAGCUAUUCUCUCUUCCAGAAUGUAUUGAAACAAUCAGUGUUUGUAGAACACAAGUCUCUCUCAAAACUAAUCCAAAUCUGAGAGCAUGCAUACUUUGAGGAGUGUGUGUGUUCCUUGUGCAAUCCUUCUGUUCCCAAAACAUGCCAGGACCCUUCUUCCAAGCUUUUCACAUUGCAUAUGCAUAACUGCUCUGGUUUCUCCUCAGUGUUGUUCCUUAUGUUUGGCCAAGGCCUUCUCUUAAAUAUGGAGAGUGAACACACCAGGGAAUUAAGGUUUCUCUAUAUUUGACUACAGUACGCUUGGAAUCACUGGCUUGGUGGCUGUUGGUGGAAUAACACCCUCAGUCACUUCCACUUGCUGUUCAUGAAGCUUCUGAGCCCUUCCUCGGUUUGCUGCCCCAUUCAUCUUGAGGUGGUGAAAGUGAUUACCUUCACACCCUUCUGGAAAAGUGCAUGGAAUUGAAUGGGGAAGCUAGAAGAGUAAUGCUUCUCACUUCCUCCUGUAUAUGCUUAGACUCAGGUCAGUACCUGAGUGGCUGAAUGGUAAGCAGAAUAACUAAGAGGAUAGGAGAGGAAAGAAAGCAAUUUGGGAGUCUAGGAGGAGGACAGUGGAGCAACUGGUAGCAGGUGGAGGGAGGAGGCAGAGAGAUGAAAAUUGGGUGCUGCAGGAGUCAGUAAAGAAAGAGAAUUAAGUGCCAGAGAGCAAAGGCACACACAUGUAUUUUCAAGUUGGAUACAGUAAAAUUGACCCUCUUGAAAUGACAUAAUUUAUAAUUUAUGACAUAAUUAAGCAUCACCAGCAUCAUUGUGUAUGUCUGCAUUGACUGAACCAUGAAAAUGACAGCUCUGGAACUUUCCAGUCCUUCCAUGGCACAAAACCAUGGAUCCAAGGCACAGAUCAUCCUGGGAAUUCUAGAGGAUCAGCUUUAAUUCUACUGGAUCUGAUUUUUACCCAGACCCCAUAGGAAAGCGAAGUCUCUCUCUGUGUGUGUCCGUGCAUCUGUUGUGAGGGGAAAUGAUUUGAGAAGGUGACAAAGAGAAAAGAACAACUGGAGGGGGUGGUGCUGAUGGCAAAUGUUCCCAGAGGACCGAAAAGGUUGGUGACUCCUGAGCUAUGCCAUCCUUGCCUCCUUUUGCCCAUUGUGUCCUGCCUAAAUGAGGUUUCUUAUCAGGAGAAGCAGCAAGCUAACCAGUAGAUGGUGCUGGUGCUUCAGUAUCUACCCUUUCAGUCAAAGGGGAGAAAUUCCCUAUGCAAAGCGUACUAGGUACACUAUAUUAUUGCUACUUUGAUCAGUUUUCACUCAGUUAAGCAAUUGUCCAUACUUUGGAUACUCCUUAAGAUCGUUUUUUGCAUGUCUGUGUUGCAUAGGUAAAGGUAAAGGUACCCCUGCCCGUACGGGCCAGUCGUGUCUGACUCUAGGGAUGUGCACCCAUCUCACUCAAAAGGUGGGGGGCCAGCGCUGUCCGCAGACACUUCCGGGUCACGUGGCCAGCGUGACAAAGCCGCAUCUGGCGAGCCAGCACAGCACAUGGAAACGCCGUUUACCUUCCCGCCAGUAAGCGGUCCCUAUUUAUCUACUUGCACCCGGGGGUGCUUUCGAACUGCUAGGUUGGCAGGCGCUGGGACCGAGCAACAGGAGCGCACCCUUUCGAUCGGCAAGCCCUAGGCGCUGAGACUUUUACCCACAGCGCCACCCGCGUCCCCUGUGUUGCAUAGUUUCUUUCAUAAUUGUAGUAUCAGGAAAAUGAUGCAAUAUGUAACAGAUCUAAAGUUGAACAGCUCUGUAUCUGGAAAGAGUAACUUCAGCAUCUAACUUGCAUUACAAAAGAGGCUAAAUGGACAGGUACAAGAUAAUCUGUUAGUGCUAGAAGCACAUUAUGGAGGACUUCAGCAAUAAAUAUCUGUGGCUGGGUUGCAAGGCAUCAAUACCAAAGGGAAGUAAGGAUUGAACUGAGAGAAGAUAUGGAAGGAUAAAAGAAAACAUUUCAGAGUUACUUUUCUAUAUGGUAGUUGCGUGGACAUUUCGGUCAUAAAUAACAGUAUAAGGCAGGGGUGGGACUUGGAUGAAACUACAUUUUAUAAUCUGUUCUGUUUUUGCUAACCUGUAAAAAAGGCCAUGUACAGCCCAUUGCCCACAGGAACCAUGGUGCCUGCAAAGACUGUAACUGGUGCUUACAAGCAAGGUCCCCAGACUCUGAGCUUCUUCUUUUUUAAAAAAUGAAUGUCUCUAACCCUCCUAGAAAGAAGUUAUGGAGCAAGCUGGGGAGGUACCCUUCUAAAUGAUUUCUGUAAAAUGAGUGAGGCUGGCUUCUCCUGCUUGUCAUUGUUUCUAAUUAUUGAAGUUAGAGCUGUGAUUGAUAAGUGAGUUGUUUGAGCACCAGGCAGCAGGAAUUGCUGGGGUUCUAAAGAGCUGCUGUGUCCCUCACCCUUUUAGUGUACCCUUCCUGCUCUGUUUUUCUAGGAGUCCUUGGAGUGCCUGGAAUCUCCACUAUUUGCCCUACUCUUUUUCCCUAUCAACCAGGAUGCAUUUUUCCUGUGUUGAUUUUGUCUAAGAUCACUGUUAUUUUCUGCAAAUAGUACUACACAGUAAGUGAAGCUAGGUGUUAAAGAAUCCCCUCCUCAAAUAGCAAAUGCAAAACAUUGCAAUGAACCUUAAGACAUUUCUGUAGGUGCGGGAACUGUUGUCCAGGCACUCGUUUAGAAUUAAUUGUAUAGUUAGCUUAAAGUACAAUGGUGUACAUGUCUUAUUCAGAAGUAUUUCUCCUUGUGUUUAAUGGGGCUAACUCCCAGGUAAGUAGGUGCAGGAUGGCAGCCUAGGCUUUGGUUUAGGAUUGGCAUGGAAUAAAACAGGGUUCUUGAUCUGUAACUCCGCACUGACUUCCCGUGAUAAAUUUGAGGUAUUCUGGUGGACAGGGGAGCAGCAAUGACUGUACGCACUAAUUUUGUGUUACGUGUGUGGCAGCCAUUUUGUGACAGGCACCCUCAGCACUCUCAAAAUUCAAAAUGUGCUCAACUGGUCCAAAGAGGUUGGCAACCCCUGUCUUAUAUGCUUAUUUACUACAAAAUCAUGGUAUGCAAAAUAUUGGGGAAAGGCUCGGAUGCCAAACAUGACUGAGUGGGAAUUGAAAAUUUAUUAAUAGGAAGUAAUGGGGAAGCUUACAAGUUAUAUAGGGGUUAAUGAAGGGAAGGAAAUGAUUAAGAGACUUGUUCAGAACUGGGGAAAAAUGUAUGUUUUUUAUUGGUAUAAUAAGGCACAUACUUCAGGGACUUUACAUUUUUUUACUUGACAUGCUGUAACAAGAAACAGGUAGUGAAGGGUAAAAUCAAAGUAUGGAUGUACUAUAUAGUGUGGAAGUGUUGCGUAGCCUAGUUAUGUUAUUAAACUUGAUAUGCAUAUGCGUUGCAUUCCUAAGUAAAUUCCAAAUGGCGGCUGCAGUACACAGUGGAAACCUUAGUUCGUUUUUGGUUGCACUAUUAUGCCUACAAGGUAGGUUGCAAACUUUCAAAUCUUGUAUGUUCUUUCUCAGACAUAGCUAUUUAGAGGAAGUCUUUUUUUAAAGACUAUGUUCCGUUUUAUAGCAGAAGAGCCUAAGGGAAACAGAAGGGUGAUGGAAAGGGUGGCACAAAGACCACCCCCAUUAGUACAAUCAGUUUCCUAUAUCCACAGGCAUCAGAAUAUAGUACAGUGGUACCUCGGGUUACAUACGCUUCAGGGUACAGAUGCUUCAGGUUACAGACUCCUCUAACCCAGCAAUAGUACCUUGGGUUAAGAACUUUGCUUCAGGAUGAGAACAGAAAUCGUGUGGCGGCAGCGGGAGGCCCCAUUAGCUAAAGUGGUGCUUCAGGUUAAGAACAGUUUCAGGUUAAGAACGGACCUCCAGAACGAAUUAAGUUCUUAACCCGAGGUACCACUGUACAUGGUCCACAGAUAAUAUAACUGGUGUCCCAGAACAUCUAUUAACAUCUCAUCCUGCAGAGCAAUAUGGUUCGUUCUUACAAAGCCAAGUAGGUUGUGGAACACCCAUGAUUUAGCAGACCUAUUUUCCCAUGCCUAGGCUAGGCUGUAGGAUCACCUGGAGUAGCCAGAAGAUGAAGUGAUGUCUGAGCUUUGCCCUGAAGGGGCAGUUCAGACAUCAUUAGAAUUGCUAACAGAAAGCCGCACAAAUGCCUUGUGCUUCUACUUUUUCAUGUUUUCCAAACAUCUCAAUAUAACAAACCUUUGGAUAUCACAGCGUAGGACUUACAUCAACCUCGACUAAUGGUUUUCUAACUUUCUUUCUGAUUUUGCAUAUUAUUUUAUUUAUAUUUUUUCAAAUGCUUAUUAUUGAGAUUUAAGUUAUUGCGUUAAAAUCCAAAUCCUAAAUAAACUCCUGCUUAGUCCUUUUUCGCAAUAAUUCAUAUAAUGCUCCUUACAAAACUUUUUGCAACCCUACAAGCGAUGUCAAUUGAUUGCAAUUGUCUUCCAAAUAUAUCAUAAAUUUCUUCCAAUCUUUCAGGAAAGUCUGGUCUUGCUAGUUCUGAAUUUUCCCAGUUAAUUUUGCCAACUUGGCAUAGUCCAUCAGUUUCAUCUGCCACUCCUCUUUUGUUGGUAGUUCUUGCUUCCAUCGCUGGGCUAAUAGUAUUCUUGCUUCAGUUGUUGCAUAUGAAAACAAUUUUUUAUCAUGCUUGUAAAUCUCUGUACGUCAUUUUCAUUAUAUUUUCCUUUAAAGCACUGCUGGCAGUGAAAUUUAUUCCCUCUUUCCAUAAUUUCCCCCAAUCUUCUAAUUGUAUAUUAUGACCAAUAUCUUUAGCCCAGUGUAUCAUAACUGAUUUAACGUCUUCAUCUUUCAAAUGCCACUCCAGUAAUAAUUUAUACAUUUUGGAUAAUAUUUUAACUUUGGUAUUUAACAGUUCUAGUUCAAAUCUCGAUUUUGUAUAUCCAAAUCCAUUUUUCUUUUUAUCAUCUUUAAACAUUUUGUUAAUUUGCUGAUAAUGCAACCAAUCAUUCACAAAACCUUCAACUUCCUCAUAAGGUUUUAAUUUCCAUUGGUUAUCCAUCUCCACUAUUUGUUCAUAGGUGGCCCAAUUUUUAUUCAUAUUUUUUUUCCACACUCAUUGUCUCAAAAUGCAUCUAUACUCUUAAAGGUAAAGGUAAAGGUAAAGGGACCCCUGACCAUAAGGUCCAGUCGUGGACGACUCUGGGGUUGCGGCGCUCAUCUCACUUUACUGGCUGAGGGAGCUGGCGUACAGCUUCCGGGUCUUGUGGCCAGCAAGACUAAGCCGCUUCUGGUAAACCAGAGCAGCACAUGGAAAUGCCGUUUACCUUCCCACCAGAGCAGUACCUACUUAUCUACUUGCACUUUGACGUGCUUUUGAAUUGCUAGGUUGGCAGGAGCAGGGACUGAGCAAUGGGAGCUCACCCCAUCGCGGGGAUUCAAACCGCCGACCUUCUCAUCGGCAAGUCCUAGGCUCUGUGGUUUAGACCACAGCGCCACCUGCGUACUCUUAAGAGGACUCAAUUCCAUGAAAGGUCCUGAAUGUAGAGCCUGAGCGGAACCAAACUUAAUCUCUCUCUCUCUCUCUCUCACUCACACACACACACACACACACACUCCAAAAGCAAAAAGUUAGUACUAUCUAAAAGGUCCAGUCCCUGCUCAACCAUACUGAUUGUUCAGAAUUGUGGACAACAGCAAAGGCUAUCCCCAAGUAUACAACAUGCUUACAUAUAUGUUGACAGGAUUUUGUAAAGUUGAAUAUGAUGUAGUGUCACAUGUAGGAGUAUGCCACUGUUGCUGAAAUGUGAUUGGAGCAUGAUAGAACAGAAGUGUAGGCAGAGAAUGGGGGGCAUUAUUUGGAGAAGCUACUGCUAGCAGCAGAAGGCAGAUAAAAAGUUAAGGACUGUGGCGAUCACACAGGGUCCUCGGACGUUUAACGGUCUAUUGAUCCCUGUGCCACCACUGUGCUUGCUUCCCCGCUGCCACCAACCCGUUCCCUCAGGUAAAACACUUGAGUCCAGACAGUUGUUAAAAGUGAACCAAAUAAACAAGUUUAUUUUAUAAAUAUCAACAAGUUUAUGGUUUCUCAGAUAAUAUUCCUGUCAGUAUCUUAACUUUAGUUUCUUUACCGGCCUAUACCUUCCUAAUACCUUCUGACUGAUUAUCUCAGCUGUUUGACUGACUCCUCUUAACAAAUUCUCUCACUCUCUCACAUCAGACUAGCCUAACCCACAGACUUAUCCUCUCUGCCUCUUCUAACUCCAGACUGUCUUCUCAACCACCCUAACUCUAACUAACUCCCUUCCCUUGGGUUCCCAUUGGUUAGUCAUUUUACAAUUAGUUAACCCUUUCCUUAUGAACCCAGUAUGAUGUCACACACCUAGGAGGGCAAACGCCACAAGGACGCAGUAGAUGAGCACAGCAUUUGCUAAAGAAAUGAUUUUUAAAAGUCCAAAGCAAUACAUAGAAUUAUCAUGACUAUACAAGCAUUUCAUCUGUUUCUUCUUUUCGUAUGUGUCAAUUGCUGCAAUGUCUGUAUUUCAAAAACAAUUUGUAGAUAUCCUAAUAGUCUGAAAACCUAAAGGUCCACAGUUGUGAGUUUGCAUUAACCACAGUUUGAAAACAGUGACCCAGUGUUGUUACCUAUGCAUCAUUUCAAAGAUAGAGUAUUAUAUGUUUAAAAUGCCAUUACAAAGUGUUCAAGAUUCACAGGAUGAUGGGGGGGGGCACUAUUGGAUUGUUGUUUUAUUUUUAUUAGGUAUUUUGUGGUUUUAUAUCUUGAUUUUAUUCUGUGAACCGCCCUGAGACCCCCAGGUAUAGGGUGGUAUAAAAAUUCAAUUAAUAAUAAUAAUUAAUAAUAAUAAUAAUAAUAAUAGAAUCAUUCAGUCAACCAGUGCUAGAAUAAAGUUCUCUUUAAAGUGGAUGAGCUGUUGAGGAUCAGAUUAAAUUUGAGGUUUGCUUGCUUGCUGACUGGAAACUGUGGGAAGCAAAAGAUUGAAGCCACCUGUCACCAUACCAUAGUCCCAGUCCAGCUUCCCCAUGCCCUUCAGUGUCAGCUCUUUACCUUAAAAAAACACACACACCCAAAAAAGCAACCUAGGGCAAACUACAUGACAAUUAUGACAUUUAAAAUACCUGUGAUAUUUUUUAAGGCUUUGCUCCUGAAAGAAUCUGGGUAGCUGCCUGCUUGAGUUUGGGAUUAACAAACACCAGGAGGAUACCGUAAGCAGAGGGGCACAUUAGCUGCACCACUGAACACAUUAUUGAACCAAAUCUCUGUUCUGAUUUUUCAAAGUAUCGAAAUACAAGCAAUAGGUGUGCCAUGUAAAAAGCGACAUAAAUGAUCAUGAAGGAGAGCACUGUCGCAGCUGCCUUGAUAUGAGCUUCUGUUUGGCGGCUCCUGAAACUGGCUCCUUUACCUGUCAUAUUGCAGAUAUGUCUGCAGAGCGAGGCUACAACCAUGAUGGAGCAAAGUAAAGUCACAAGAAGGGGACAGCUUGAACCAGUAAUUAAAAAGAAGAGUUGUAAAGAACUGCCAGUUUCUAUCCAUGAGUGUCCUUGAGUCAUGUUUGUUACGUUGGCUGUUGUGGUGUUCUGAUGUUGCACUGAAAUGUUAUGAAAUGCAUAGACAGAAAAGAGCAAGGAGGCAGCUAGAGAUACUGCAAGAAGCCAGGGCACCAGGUGUGAUAUCCUCAGCUUGCACCAAAGGAAGAGGGAGUGGGUGCUGUUCACUAUCUUGAUGCAAUAGAAGACGCAGAACCAGGCAAGGAGCCAGUAUCGGAAGAAUAUGACACAGCUUGCAAAGACAUGAAUCAUUCUCAGCAUUAUGUGGUUGAACUCCAACUUUAAGUAGUAAAUGAUUAUUGCUGGAAUCAUCAGAACUGUGACACAGAUACUGGACGUUCCCAUGGACAGAAGAAGUUGUUCCUUGGCAUCGAGGGUCCUGCAUUUAGCCCAUUCAACAACCAUCACUGCAGUUAUAAAGCUAUUGGAGAUGAACCCACAGAGGGCCAUGUCGAUUACAACCACCAGAAAGGCAAUGAUUUGGGAAGAAGGCAUAUUUCCGGAUUCUUGCAGAUUGCUGUAUAGGUAGUCGUUUGCCAGCCAAAGUUGUUGAGUUCAAAUGGAGGGUGCAAGUGUGGUAGCAGAUCAGCGACAUGCUUUUUAAUGCAUUGGGAACUAUGCAAAUGAAGUGUGCAUCAAACUACCAAUUUCCAUAACGCUUUUAUCUGGGGUAGUGGUGUUGAUACUAACUAUAUAGAAGGGCUUCCUAUCACACAACUUUGUAUGUAUCAGGAUUGCUGCUUCAAUUUGGUGUUUAUGUGAAUAAGAAAGUUAGCCAUAGGCAACCCCUUUGUGGCCCAGAUUUUAUUGCUCACUUUAAAGAAUAACAGGAGCUAGAAAUACCGCUGUUGAAACAAGGAAUAAUCCGCCUCUGUAAACCACAUUUGGAAGAUGUUAGCUGGCUUGCUUACCCUCAGGUCCCCCUCAUUUUGGUUUCCAGGAACUUCACAGCCAAUUCUUAUAUUUGCUCCCAGAUCAUAAGCAAAUUCUCAGGCCCCAAACCAAAAGCUUGUACAGCCCUUGUCAGUGCAGUUUACCUUCCUAGUUCCUAGCUGCUCAUCUCCUCACACGCUCCCCCGAAAUAUUGUUUCUUCUUCAUGAUAAGAUGCACAAUGGAUGAGGCAAGCUAAAAACCAGCAUGGGACGGUCAUAGUAGCAAGGCUGGCUCAGAGGCCUGUGGUAAAACACUCUUUUACUUUUUUAAGCUUUACCAGAAGCAUUUCUACUUAUUUGGAGUAGUGUAUAGUUAAACUAUGGAAGCAUAUAUUUUGGUGACCAGUUCUCAGCUGAUUUACUGAAUAUGCUGAAUGCCUAUUGAUGCUUAAAUCAACCUCAACUCUGCACUGUCCCGUAGGACAUGCAAAAUGUGAAACAAGCUUUUAAUACUGUCAGGUGCUUUCAUUUCUUCUUUUUAGUUUUCCCCAAAGGGCCUCAAUACUUGUCAUGCUGAGUAAAGAAAUUUACAGUGCUCAAGGAUGCUGUCCAUGCCAAGAUCUUAUACUUAUACUGAGUCAACAGACACAGUCCAACUCAGUUUACUUAUUGGCAGUUUUUCUCACCCACCAUUCACUGAAUAUGUCUAUUUGAAAGUUAAUCCUAUUACGUUAUAUGGGCUUAUUCUUAGGUGGGCAUACAUAGACAUCUAGGUAAUUGAUGUGUUUAUCUUUCAGAUUACGAUAGGCUUUUUUUAUUCUUUUGUGCAGGAAGGAGAAACCUAUAGCCUCCAGAUGUUUCUGAGCUACAGAUUCCAUCAACUAGCUUUGUUCAGGGGUGAUGGGGGGUGUAAUUCAGCAAUAUCUGGAGGUUCACCACACCUGCUUAAAAAGCACUUAGGUUUGUUUACAACUAUUUACCGAAAGUAAAAUGUAAAUAUGGGUCCCCGAUAAAGCACAGUGGUAACUAUAUCCAUUCUUUAUUUGCAUUCCUGUAAUUGCCGCUGGGGAUUAAGUAGACUUAAGGUGACAGCAGAUCAUCUAUUAACUAUGAAAAUAUUGUUAGGGAAAUGUAAUGGAUAUAAUAUCCCUGUUUACGCUGGAUUCAUCUAUUUUAAAAAAGAGAGCCUUCAAUACAAUCGAAACCUGGGCUAUACGGUGGGUGAUACAAAACUGCAGAUUUGACAGCAGAUAUACCCAGCUAUUGCAAGAAAAUAGGAAAUAAGGCAACAGCAACAUAUCAUCUCCAUGUAAAGACCCACCCAGUACCUUUAAAAAGAGGCCUAAGCCAAGACGUUAGCUUACCACCUAAACUACACUCACCUAAGCUAUUUACAUUCACCUUGGAAGGUGUGUUAAAAGCUGCAGUGGUAAAAAAAAAAAAAAAGGAAUCUGUGUUAACAGAAGAUAUCUAAAUUUUCUAUGAUAUGCAGGUGUUGUAAUAAUGAAAAGUCGACAAGAACUACAAGAAAUGCUGGAAUAACUGAACAAAGAAUCAAAUGAAAAAUAAAAAUAUUUCUUUAGACUCAAAAGCUAAAGUGUUCAAUACAGUGGUACCUCAGGUUAAGAACUUAAUUCGUUCCGGUGGUCCGUUCUUAACCUGAAACUCUUCUUAACCUGAGGUACCACUUUAGCUAAUGGGGUCUCCCGCUGCCGCCACACGAAUUCUGUUCUCAUCCUGAAGCAAAGUUCUUAACCUGAGGUACUAUUUCUGGGUUAGCGGAGUCUGUAACCUGAAGCGUCUGUAACCCGAUGUACCACUGUAUGUGCAUAUUAGCUGUGAUGUGUUAUGAAGAACUGGGCACACAAAGAAACAUGAAAAUUUAAAGAAUAAUACAACAUGCCACGGGACUCACAAUGUUAGGAAUAUCAUUAAAAGAUAGAAAAACUAAUAAUUGGGUACAAAAAAGACUGAAAGUUGUGGUUGUAAUGGAAAAGGCCAUGAAGCUAAAGUGGGCAGAUCAUGUGGCCAGAGACGAUUCAGGCCAAUGGAAUAAAGCAGUGUUAGUAUGGUGACCCUACAGACCACCUAUGUUCUCUAAGAAACCAGAAAUAUUUCUUUUAGGCAUAAUGACAUCUGAUAUUAAAAACAAAAUAAGACCGCAGUCCAUGUAUGCAAUCACCACCGCCAGGAAUCUAAUAGCCAGAAAUUGGAAAAGGGAAACACCACCAACCAAGAUAGAAUGGCAAGCUAAACUGGUAGAAUAUCUAAUGUUAGCGGAAAAAAUGGAACCAGUGAGAGGAGCCUCAGAAAAGGAGGUAGACAAAGAAUGGAAAAUGGCGAGAGAAUAUCUCCAAGGAUACUGCAAUAGUAGAGGCUUUCUGACAUUAGAAGAAUGAGUAACAACAUAUGGUAUUAAUACAAAAAACAAUAAUGACGAAAUUAAAUAAUGUAUAUAAGUAGGAAGACGAUGUUUGGAUCUAAUGGUUACAGCAGGAAGAGUAUUAUGGACUUAAUCGGAAGUGUUCACAUUUCUUUUUAUUUCUGUUUGUUCCACUGUAUAUAGGCAUGUUAAAUUAUAUGUAGGUAGCUACGAUUAAUUGAACUGGAACAUAGAUUUGAGCAGUUUGUAAACUUAAAUGCUACCUUUUUCCUUUAUGGGAAAUCCUUUGCUAUUUGUAUUUUCUUUCUGAUUAUUAUUUUCUUUGUUUAUAAACUCAAUAAAGAUAAUUAAAAAAAAAAAAGACCUAUGUGAUGGUUGGACCAUCCAAAACUAACAGCAGAGCUUAUGUGGAUGCAGGAAGCAAACAACAGAAAGUGAUGGAGAGAACUUGAAGAGGGGUAUAUCCAAAGAUCAGUGGAGGUGAGGAACAGGUUUAAGGAUUAAAAUUCUACAAGGCAGGCUUAAGCAGUAUGUGGACUGAGAACACCCAGAAGUGCAAGCUGGAUUUCGAAGGGGCAGAGGAACCGGAGACCAAAUCGCAAACAUGUGCUGGAUUAUGGAGAAAGCUAGAGAGUUCCAGAAAAACAUCUAUUUUUGCUUCAUUGACUAUGCAAAAGCAUUUGACUGUGUCGACCACAGCAAACUAUGGCAAGUUCUUAAAGAAAUGGGAGUGCCUGAUCAGCUCAUCUGUCUCCUGAGAAAUCUCUAUGUGGGACAAAAAGCAACUGGAUAUGGAAUACCGGUAACUGAUUGGUUCAAAAUUGGGAAAAGAGCACGAGAAGGCUGUGUAUUGUCUCCCUCCUUAUUUAAGUUAUAUGCGAAAGGCUGGGCUGGAUGAAUCCCAAGCCGGAAUUAAGAUUGCCGGAAGAAAUAUCAACAACCUCAUAUAUGCUGAUGACACAACCUUGAUGGCAGAAAGUGAGGAAGCAUUAAAGAACCUUUUAAUGAGGGUGAAAGAGGAGAGCGCAAAAUAUGGUCUGAAGCUCAACAUCAAAAAAACAAAGAUCAUGGCCACUGGUCCCAUCACCUCCUGGCAAAUAGAAGGGGAAGAAAUGGAGGCAGUGAGACAUUUUACUUUCUUGGGUUCCAUGAUCACUGCAGAUAGUGACCGCAGUCACGAGAUUAAAAGAUGUCUGCUUCUUGGGAGAAAAGCAAUGACAAACCUAGACAGCAUCUUAAAAAGCAGAGAUAUCACCUUGCCGAUAAAGGUCCGUAUAGUUAAAGCUAUGGUUUUCCCAGUAGUGAUGUAUGGAAGUGAGAGCUGGACCAUAAAGAAGGCUGUUCUCUGAAGAAUUGAUGCUUUUGAAUUAUGGUGCUGGAGGAGACUCUUGAGAGUCCCAUGGACUGCAAGAAGAUCAAACUUCUCCAUUCUUAAGGAAAUCAGCCCUGAGUGCUCACUGGAAGGACAGAUCAUGAAGCUGAGGCUCCAAUACUUUGGCCACCUCAUGAGAAGAGAAGACUCCCUGGAAAAGACCCUGAUGUUGGGAAAGAUGGAGGGCACAAGGAGAAGGGGAUGGCAGAGGACGAGAUGGUUGGACAGUGUUCUCAAAGCUACAAACAUGAGUCUGACCAAACUGUGGGAGGCAGUGGAAGACAGGAGUGCCUGGCGUGCUCUGGUCCAUGGGGUCACGAAGAGUCGGACAUGACUAGAUUAAACAACAACAUAUCCAAAGAUGGAUGUGAAAUGCUGUAGAAGAAGAAAGAAAGAUGGCAGUAUCUUCAUCUAGAUGCCUGAAAAGUCUAAUUCUUGCAUUUCCUCUGUGCUUCAGUUGUCUCUUGGGAUUUGGAUAAUAACUUUCAUAUAAGGCAGGAGAAAAUGUAGACUAAUGUUGAAGAAAGAAUGUGUGAUUUGAGCACACAGAAAAUGCAAUUUUACACAAUGUUGAGGGAGACACAUUUGGUGUACAGUGAAGGAGAAACAAUAUGCAAAGAACUGAUCAUACAGAAACAUCAGAGCACGGGGGGGAAACCGUAUGCAUGUUUACUCAGAAGCAAGCCCUACUCUGGUCAUUUUCUUCUGGGUAAGCAGGCAUAGGAUUUGGCAUUGUUCACUUGAUACAACAGAAGACGCAGAGCUAGGCAGAGCCAAAAUGGAGAGAAUUUGACAGGGUGCAAAUAGAAAAUGCUGUGAAUUCUCCAAGUGGUUCCUAAACACUUUAUACAGUAAUUAAUGAAAAUUGGAGUCAGUAAAACUGUCUCUCAGAUAUUGGGCAUAGUUUGGGAUGGAAGAUGCUAACUAGUUGUGAGGCUCCCAUGUUUAGCCCAUUCAGUGAUUAUAACUAUAAAGUCAUUGCAAAUGAGCACACAAAGGACCAAGUCAGCUACAGUUACCCAAAAGCCAACGUUGCAAACAUUGCCCAAGGAAAUACAUGGGUUGAACCCUCUUCUUUUCAGCCACUGGUUCUGGCUGUCCCUUUCAUGAAUCCCCCCCCCCCCCCCCCAAAGCUAAGCACUAUUAUUCAUAUUGGUUAAGUGUCAUGCCACAGGGCAGAAGCUCAGCUCUGAGGACAUCACCAUCCCAGAAAUCUCAUCCUCACAAGGUGUUUUUGUCUUUGCUGAAAAUAGGGAUGAGCUUGAAGCUCCCAUGAAAUGCAAGGAGGCACUUGGUUAUGCUCCUAGGCUGAGAAACAUCCAGGCCCCAGGCAAUAAUCAGUGGUAGUAGUAUUACAGUGGUACCUCGGGUUACAUACACUUCAGGUUACAUACGCUUCCGGUUGCAGACUCCGCUAACCCAGAAAUAGUGCUUCAGGUUAAGAACUUUGCUUCAGGAUAAGAACAGAAAUCGGGCUCCAGCAGCGCGGCGGCAGCAGGAGGCCCCAUUAGCUAAAGUGGUGCUUCAGGUUAAGAACAGUUUCAGGUUAAGAACGGACCUCCAGAACGAAUUAAGUACUUAACCCGAGGUACCACUGUAUAAGCAUUGUUUGCAUUAGACAUGACACUAGGUUUUUAGAAGAUCAGCCACAACAGCAAACUACUGCCUCUGGUUGAGAAGUGCUGAAACCAGGACUGGCUUAUACCAUAGAGCAGGCAUUUCCAACUCCCAAGAGAUUGUGAUCUACUCCCAGUACAAAAAAAAUGGCAGUGAUCUACCCAUUGUCAGUGGAGGGAGGAGGAGCAUGCGUGGGGUGGGUGGGUGGGUGAAUUCCCCAGAGUUGUUGAGCUUUUGGGGGGAGGGAGGACUGCACAGAGUUUUUUGGCUCCCCCCCCAAUGACUUUUUGUACACGAUAAGGAUCCCGCGAUCUACCAGGAUCAGCCGGGGAUAUAUCAGUAGAUCACUAUCUACUGGUUGGACAUCCCUGCCAUAGAGGUUUUUCCUGACUUACCACAGGGACACCCUCAUUCCUCAGAACAAGUUCCAGCUGAACUGAGGUACUUGGUAACAAUAAACUUAGAGUUGGAAGGGACCCAGAGGGUUGUUUAAUCCAACCCUUCAAUACAGGAUUGAUUGCUGCUUUAAUUGAUAUGUUUAUCUGUCAAAUUCUGAUAGGUUUUUCUUUCAUCAGUAUCUUUAAAGGCAUAAAUUUGUUUGCAGCUGUUUACAGAAAGGAAAAUGCAAAGAUGUGUGCCAGAGAUAGCAGAGUGGUAAAUAUAUCCCUUCUGUAUUUGCAUCCCUGUGAUUGCUGGUGAGGAUUAAACAGGCUUGAGACAGUGCCUUUGUUUAGAUUUAUGAAACUUCUAAUUCUUUCAUUACCUCUCUGCUUCAGUUGCCCAUUGGGAUGUAGAUAACAACAGAACAGAAGGAAAUGCAGACAAUUCAUUUGACCAAUAUGGUUCUACAUGUCUAUACUUUUGAAUAGCUGCUCUUUUUUGUAUAAGUGAAUAUGGAAGGUCAAUAUCCAAUCAAAUGGCUCUGAACUAAAGCUCAUACAUCAGUCAUAAGGAUAAUCCCACUGCCCUGCAGAUGAAUAGAUAGGAUUGCUAAUUUCUUUCUAGUCAUUCAUAUUACUUACUCAUUCCGACUAGGCAUAAACAUUGCUAGCAAGGUACUCAAAAGGGCUGUUGAGAUGCCUAUAGCAACAAAUCGUUCAUUUGAAGUUACCCACCAGCUCCUAGUUUUUCUGCUGAAAUAGACAUCUCAGUAGCCCUUCUGUGUUUUGUGCAGUGCAAUUUUGGGGAAGAUAGCUGUGGAGUUGGAAGGUUCUCGUAGUGACUUUGUUGCCACUUAUUUGGUUGAUUCCCAGAGAUGCCCAAAGCCUAUGCAGAAAGCUGCCCUGUCAUCAACAUGGCCACUUUACUGGGGAACUCCACCCACCUCUAACUGGUAAGGAACUUACCUAGUACAAUAGUUCUGCCUUAUUAAUUGUAGAGUUGGAAUGUUUAGUCAGAGUCUUAUUUCUUGUUAUAUGAAUCCAUUGGUUCAAGUCCUGCCCUCUGGAGCGGGGGGGGGAGCUUGCUUCGUCUUUCAUAUGACAGCUGUUGAGAUAUUUGAAGAUGAGGCAUAUCACCUCUCAGUCUCCUCUUUUCUAGGCUAAACAUACCCAGCUCCCUCAACUGUUCCCAAUAAGGCUUAGUUUCCGGACCCCUGAUCAUCUUGGUUGCCCUCCUCUGCACAUGUUCCAGCUUGUCAACAUCCUUCUUAAAUUGUGCUCAGAACUGGAAACAAUACUUCAGGUGUGAUCUGACCAAGUCAUAAUAGAGCGGUACUCUUGACUUCCCUUGAUCUGGACACCAUACUUCUGCUGAUGCAGCCUAGAAGAGCAUUAGCUUUUUUUGCUGCUGCAUCACACUCUUGACUCAUGUUACACUUGUGGUCUACUAAGACCCCUGGAUCCUUUUCACAUGUACUACUGGCAAGCCAGGUGUUCCUCAUCUUAUAUGUGUGCAGCUGGUAUUCCUGCCUAAUUACAGAACCUUAUAUUUGUCCCUACUAAAAUUAAUUGUGUUAGUUUGAGCCCAGUUCUUCAAUGAGUUAAGGUCAUACUGAAUCCCAAUUUUGCCUUUUGUGGCAUUAGCUAUCCCUCCCAGCUUGGUGUCACCUGUAAAUUUGAUGAGCAUCCCCUCAAUUCCUUCAUCCAGAUCUUUUAUAAAGACAUUGAACAACAGCGGACCUAGGACAGAACCCUGUGGCACCCCACUUCUCACUUCUUUUUUGGAUGAUGAGGAACCAUUAGUGAGAAUUCUGGGUUCAGUCAGUCAGCCAGCUACAAAGGCCUGAGACCUGUGGGUAUAGGGUGGUAUAUAAAUCCAAUAAAUGAAAUAAAAAUCAACCCAACAGUUACCUUGUCCAGCCUACAUUUUACUGCUUCUAUACAGGAAAUAGUAACCAAUAAUAGCCUAAUUAAUGCAACUCAUCAAUGCAGUUAUCUAUGCGAAAUAUGGAGAUGUAUGUUAGUAAUGUGUUUGGGUUUGAUUCAGGUAUUUUUCAGAAGCAGGGCUAAUUUGCACGGUUUACCUUGGAAAAAUGUUGGGUGAUAUUUCAGAGUACAUUUGCUUUGUCAGGAGACAGAUCAACCCUAAUGGUAUUCACACUGCCAUGAUUAGUACUAGAUGAUCAUUUCUUUCCAUGUCUGUUGUGAUAACUGUCUUCGUAUGCAGGGAAAGUCCCUAACUCACUGAGGGUUUGAGACCCAUCGACUUCCCUCACCUGGUUUAUCCAACUAUUCGAAGCUAUUACCAGGAUGUGGCCACAGUUGCAUGCUGACAGCUUCCAGAAGCCACAAGUGAGAGCUGAGUGCAGGGUGGGGCCCAAACAUGGACAAACUACACUAGAAGGAGCACAAUGUAUUCCCCAUCAGAGGUACUACCCCUUCUAGCAACUCCUGAAGCCAAGCUGGUGCCAAACGUGUUGCUCUGCAUUCCUUUAGACUACAUCAGCAAGGCUGAGAGAGGGUCUUGUUGUCUGGGCAGCCCAGGACCUCCCUACACACUGCUCAGGCUUGCACUCUGGAGAGGUCACUUUGGUUUGAGAGGUCACGCUGCUAACACAGCGGUUUGUCUUCACCCCAGAGGCAUACUCCAUUGCCUCUUGGCACUGACGGAAUGCCAAUAACAAUGUCAUACCUGACAACACAGCUACAGAUAAUGAAAGGUCAGCUUCUCUAUCUAACGUGUAUGACAGGAGAUGCAAAAUGGCCAGGUACAAGACAACCAGUUAGUGCCUUGGGUAUACCAGGAAGGAGCUCAUUGUUAGGGUUGAACAGAAGCGUUAGGGUUGUACCACUUAGGAACAUUUAAUAGUAGGCGAAGUGGUCUGAACCACUGAGCCUCUUGGGCUUGCCGUUCAGAAGGUCGGUGGUUCGAAUCCCUGUGACAGGGUGAGCUCCCGUUGCUCGGUCCCUGCUCCUGCCAACCUAGCAGUUCGAAAGCACGCCAAAAGUGCAAGUAGAUUAAUAGGUACCACUCCGGCGGAAAGGUAAACAGCGUUUUCGUGCGCUGCUCUGGUUUCGCCAGAAGCGGCUUAGUCAUGCUGGCCACAUGACCCGGAAAAACUGUCUGCAGACAAACGCCGGCUCCCUUGACCUGUAAAGCAAGAUGAGCGCCGCAACCCCAGAGUCAUUCACGACCGGACUUAACUGUUAGGGGUCCGUUUACCUUUACCUAAAGGGAAAUUAAGCAAAAGCUUCUGUACUUGAGUAAGGAUUAAUUUAGAGAAGGAAGGGAAGAGUCAAAGAAAACAUUAAAAGUUAUGUUCUCAUAUGGUAUCUGUGUAAUGAAGCAAAGAGGUUUUGGUCAUCGAUAUAGAAUAUAACAGACAAAAAUGACACUGCGACAAUUUAGAUUUUAGAAUCCAUUAUAUUUAUACUAACUUGUACAAAUGAGUCCAUGGUCUUAAUGCCAUGUAUCAUUGUAGCUGCGAGAUUGUGUUAUGCAGAAUAGGUAGGGAAAGGUUUGUGGCAAAGUGGGCGACAUAAAUGUAGGAAUAUACUGUAAUAGGAAGUUUAGGCAUUGCAUAAGGGUGAAAGGAGGAGGCAAAAAAUUAACAGAUUUGUUCAGCAUUGGAAAACGUUUCUUGAUUAGUAGCUAAACACACACACACACCCCGCGUCCACCUUCUAGUUUUUCCUUGUGAAUUUAAGGCUAUGUUUUUGGAAGCAUCUGCCUAGCUGCCUGCUUGAGCUUGGGAUUAGCCAACAGCAGGAUGGCACCCUGUGCAGGGGAGUACAUUAGGAUCACUGUUACACACACUGAAUAAACAGAGGUGAUUCUUUCAAUAUUUUCAAAUACAAUUAUGGAAUGUGCCACGUAAAAAAAAAUGUAAACGAUCAGGAGGGAAAGCACUGUCGCAGCUGCCCGGAUAUGAGCUUUUGUUUGGAGGCUUCGAAGACUGGCUCCUUUACCUGUCAUCUUGCAGACAUGUGUGUAGAGUGAGGCUACAAUCACAAUGGAGCACAAUAAAACCACAAGAAGGGGACAGCCAGAAGCAGUCAUUAAAAAAAAGGCUUGCAGAGAACGAGAAAGUUGGGUUGCUUUCUUUCCUUGAGUCACAUUUGAAGUGUUGGUUGCUAUGUUGCUCUGGAGCUGAAAAGAAAUAUGUGGGAUUGUAAUCAAGGAAACAAAAACCGAAAAGACUUGGGAUCCCACAAGAAGCCAGGGCAGCAGCUGUGAUAUCCUCAGCUUGCACCAAAGGAAGAGGGUGUGGUUGCUGUUCACUAUCUUGAUGCAAUAGAAGAUGCAGAGCCAGGCAGUGAAACAAAAUCGGGUGUAUGAGACAAAGGUUGCAAAGAAGUAGAAUGUUUGAAACACUAAGCCGUUGCUUGAGUUGGUUACUAAGAAAUUAGUAAUGACUGCAAUCUCACAGGCAGUGGCAAAGAUAUUGGACGUACCCAGAGAGAGAAGUAGUUGUUCACAAGUUGCAAGACUCUUGCAUUGAGCCCAUUCAGUGACCAUCACUGCAACUAUAAAACCGUUGGAGAUGAGCCCACCUAGAACCCAGUCACUUGCAGCCACCAGAAAUGCAAUGAUUUUGGAAGAAAGCAUAUUUCCAGAUCCUUGCAAACUUCUGUACAGGUGGACUGACCAAAGUUCUUGAGUUCAUGCAGCGCACAGAUGUGAUGGUAGCAGAUCAGCAGCAUACUUUUUAAUCCAUUGGGAACUAUGCAAAUGAACUGAGCAUCAAACUAUGUAAAUCAAUGUGCUACCAAGUUCCACAAGGCUCUUAUUUGGGAGAGUGGUGUUGAUACAGACUGUAUAGAAGGGCUUCCUGUCACACAACCUUUUGUGAAUCAGGGAUGUUGCUCCAUUUUGGGAGUUAUAUGAAUAAGAAAGCUUGCCGCUGGCAUCCACUGCAGUGGCCCAGAUUUUUCUCUGCAGGGAAAAGGUGUUAGGAGUUGGGGAAAUGGCCCUUGAAGCAAGGAAGGAACAUCAAGAAAUGGCAUUGGAAGAUACUCGUCGUCUUGCUUACACUCAGACCCUCUUAGUUUUGGUUUUCAUGACUUUUUAGCCUAUUAUCCCACUUCAUAAAAAAUAUUAUUUCCACCACAGGAAGCUAUCUCAUGCCCCAAGCUUAAAAGCUUCAUAAAGUCUUCACUGGUACAGUUUACUAUUUUUUGGUGGCUGCUUAUUUCUCUGACCCCAGUCCAGCUGUUGACAUCAAUCUGUCAUGUUUUUUUUCUUUAUGAACAGAUACACAAUUGAAUGACGCAGUAUCAAACUUCAGCAAGUGACAGCAAUGGAGUUAGCUCAGAGAUCAUUUUUCCAGUGCACGUGCUGCAAUUGCUGCUCUGCUUAAAUCAGCUCUCCACUGACACACAGUAUACUCAUAAUGUAGAGCCAGUUUUUAAUACUGUCAAAUGCUUCUGUUUCUUCUAUUUAGUGUAGCCAAAAGACUUCAUUGCCUGUGCCAUUCAAAGUAAUGUUUUUGAUUGUACUCAAGGGUGUUGUUGCCAUGCUAAACCUCUGAACUUUUUAAGUAUAUAUAUGCAUUAAGGGACAUAAACAGCCCAAGCUAUACAUCCUUGAAAUUUAAUCAUACUAUAUUCAAUGGGCUUACUCUAUGUACAGUGUGCAUAUGAUUACAGCGUUAAAUGAUAGGUUUAUCUGUGAAAUAAUUAUAGGUUUCUGUUUCCUUAGUGUAUUAAAAGCACACAGAUUUGUUCGUUGCUGUUUUCCAGGAUGGAAAAAGAUUUAGUGUCUUUUACUAAGUCUAGUGGUAACUAUUUCUUUUGUCUUGCAUCGCUAUACAGUGGUACCUCAGGUUACAGACGCUUCAGGUUACAGACUCUACUAACCCGGAAAUAGUACCUCGGGUUAAGAACUUUGCUUCAGGAUGAGAACAGAAAUUGUGCAGCGGCGUCACGGAGGCAGCAGGAGGCCCCAUUAGCUAAAGUGGUACCUCAGUUUAAGAACAGUUUCAGGUUAAGAACGGACCUCCAGAACGAAUUAAGUUCUUAACCCGAGGUACCACUGUAAUUGCAGCUGAGGAUCAAAUAGGAAUAGGACAGAAUCUUUUAUUAGAGUCAUGAAACAUUUAAUUCUUGCAUUGCUUCUGUGCUUCAUUUGCCCCUUGGGAUGUGGAUAACAACCUACCUAAAGGGUGGGCGGGGGAGCAAAAAAUUCAAACUAGCAUGUAAUAAAUGUGUUGUGCUUAGAACACACGGGAAAUGCAAUAGCACCAUGUUGUUUUGAGACCUUGUUGUACAUAAAUCAAACUAUUCAAAGUAGAUAAGAGCACAGUAUGAUCAGAAAUGUCUGACUCCAAUAAAUAACAACCAACCACAUGUUCCUACGAGUCAACAGAGAGCACAUAAAAGUGAUAGUCUACCUAUUCUUUCCACCUGCAGCAUGCUGAGUCUGUUUCUUUCCACAUGAAGGCUCCAUUUAGCUAUUCUGAUGAAUAGCCAUUGAUAGACCUGUCCUUCAUGGUGUAUCUAAUCCUCUCCUAAAAUCCAGGGGGGACAGCAGGUGGCUUUGAGGGUGGAGCAGGUCAUGGCAGACUUCAGAGGGAGAUGAGGCUGUGAUGGAGACAGGCCUUAGUGUCCUUACAAAGAAGAAGAUGGGACUGAAGGGAGUACAUAGAAGCUAUAUAUGAGAGUCUUCGCUCAUCAUAGUCCACAGGAACUUCUAAAAUAUAAUUUUGUGUUGUUCCCUUUGCAGGCUGUUGUGGUACCCAGAAGAGAAUCAUGCUGUAAGUGGAGUGGAAGCUGAAGCAGAUGUCUUUAUGAACAGUGCACAGUGGAUUAUGCAUUACCUUUCUAAGGAAGCGGACUCUGAAAGUCAGCAGCCAGCUGAGAAAUAA
This is a messenger RNA of Podarcis lilfordi (Lilford's wall lizard), 41957 nucleotides long. The record is from the annotation of a GenBank genome assembly. NCBI's taxonomy places the organism in Eukaryota, Metazoa, Chordata, Lepidosauria, Squamata, Lacertidae.